Molecule: messenger RNA, 5056 nt
Organism: Periophthalmus magnuspinnatus
Lineage: Eukaryota; Metazoa; Chordata; Actinopteri; Gobiiformes; Gobiidae
Gene: lipeb
Product: lipase, hormone-sensitive b
Exons: 13
Coding region: 103-2706 (867 amino acids)
Biological process (GO): triglyceride catabolic process; cholesterol metabolic process
Cellular component (GO): cytosol
Molecular function (GO): triacylglycerol lipase activity; sterol ester esterase activity
Source: RefSeq, a predicted model, not a curated record
UUGUGAUUGGCUGUGGUUUUUAAAGGGGGCGGGGCGUACGUGCUCGCAGGUAGGUUAUGAAGAGACCACGGUAAAGGCGGUGCGUAAACAGAGUGGGCGAAGAUGGCGUCGAGUAGGAAGAGCAGCGGGCACAGAUUAGAGAAAAGCCUGAAUGGAAGACGGUCGUCCAAACAUAAAGAGGGUCCAGUGGUCAUGGACACCAAGGCAGUGUUUGCAGCCCUGUACAGCGUAUGUGAGGAAAAUGCCUCCUUCUUUUCGGGAGGAGCCAAGGGCUCCCAGGGCGAGGCUGCGCGGAGACUGGUGGAAGUCAUGAACCUGAUCCAGGAGCAUGCCCACAGCCUGGAGCCUAUUGUCACUGGCUUCUCUGCCAUCUACCAUCAUUUUGACUUUGAUCCACACAUACCAGCCAAUGGCUACCGCUCACUGGUCAAGGUAGUGAGGUGCUGCCUUCUGCACAUCAUCCACAAGGGACGCUACAUCACUGUCAACAGACGGAGUAUCUUUUUUCGAGUGGCGCACAAUGCGGGAGAGAUGGAGGCCUAUUGCAAUGCCCUCUGCCAGCUGCGUGCCCUGCUGUACUUAGCCCAGCGCCUGCUCUACGACAACAGCCAUGGCAACCUCUUCUUUCAUGACGAAAGUGGCCUUAGUGAGAGCUUUGUCCGAGAGUACGCAUCCAUGCACAAAGGCUGCUUCUACGGCCGCUGUCUGGGCUUUCAGUUCACUCCAGCCAUUCGCCCGUGUCUACAGACCAUUGCUAUUGGCCUUGUGGCAUUUGGAGAAAACUACAAGCGGCACCAGUCCGGAAUAGGUGUUGCUGCCAGUUCAUUUUUUAACUCAGGGAAGUAUGCGAUUGACCCAGAGUUGAGAGGGGCAGAAUUUGAACGCAUAACCCAGAACUUGGAUGUCCAUUUUUGGAAGGCCUUCUGGAACAUUACUGAGACAGAAGUCUUAUCUAGUCUGGCCAGUAUGACAUCUACAACUGUGAAGGUUAACCGUGCCCUUUCUGUGCCCGCUAUACCUUUUGACCUCCCCUUGGCGGCCAAUCACGGAGCUUCUGUAACCAUUGCUCCACCGUCUGCACACAUUGGCUGUGCCCCAGUUCAAAUGAGACUCAUAUCAUAUGACCUGCGUGAAGGACAAGAUAGUGAGACGUUGCUGUCUUUGUCCCGCUCUGAUGGGGGCGCACUCUCUCUGUCAUUGGGGCUGAAGACCAAGCGACUGCCCUCAUCUCCAUGCCUCCUGAUCCAUUUUCAUGGGGGAGGAUUUGUGGCUCAGACUUCCAAGUCUCAUGAGCCUUAUCUGAAGGGUUGGUCCCAAGACUUGAGUGUGCCCAUCCUCUCAGUGGACUACUCUUUGGCUCCUGAGGCGCCUUUCCCCCGGGCCUUGGAGGAGUGUUUCUACGCAUACUGCUGGGCUUUACGAAACCAUCAUUUACUGGGGUGGACUGGGGAGAAAGUGUGCCUGGUUGGAGACAGUGCUGGAGGAAACUUGUGUGUGACAGUAUCGAUGCGAGCGGCUGCCUUUGGUGUGCGGAUGCCAGAUGGCAUUGUGGCAGCCUACCCAGCCACCCUGCUGACUGCCUACGCCUCACCCUCCCGCCUGCUAACACUUAUGGAUCCCCUGCUGCCACUCAGUGUACUCUCCAGGUGUCUCAGCGCCUACGCAGGCAAUGAGCCACAAGCAGAGAAGCAGGUGGAGAAGGCCAGCACUCUGAGCAUGGUGAGGAGAGACACAGCACUGCUGCUCAGAGACUUCCGACAGGGAGCGUCCAACUGGAUCCACUCUCUACUGGAUUCAAACAAAGGCUCCUCCGAGCCCACUGCAGUUGCAGAGCCACCAGCCUCAGACUCUGUGAGGAAGAGCAUAUCUGAGGCAGCCAUCUCUUCUCCUCACGCUGACCCUCCGGUGCCCUCUGAGACCUCGGAGUUCUCAACCAGGAAAUUAUCUGUGAAGAGCCAGACCUGCCAGGACCUGGGAUUGCACAACAACUGCAUUUCCCAGAGUGCACCAUUACUGAGUGUUACAGAGGAUCCUAUACCUACAGACAUAAAUUUUUACCUUUCAAAAGAAGAUGAUCCCUCCAUGGCUGUUGACCUGUCCUCUGUGGCUAUACCACCUCCUGCUGGUGAGGAGGGCUCAGAGUCUGAGCACCCUAGGGAGUUUCCUAUGGGCUUUGAGCCUCUGCGUUCAGAGCAGCUGGCAGAGAUGAGGCUCCAUAGCUCUCCUGUGGUCAAGGAUCCCUUCUGCUCCCCUCUGCUUGCGCCCGAUAAUAUGCUCAAAGGAUUGCCUCCUGUGCACAUAGUUGCCUGUGCUCUGGACCCCAUGCUGGAUGACUCUGUGAUGUUCGCCAAGCGCCUGAGGAACAUUCAGCAGCCUGUCACUCUGUGUGUAGUGGAUGACCUCCCGCACGGUUUCCUCAGCCUCUCUCAGCUCUCCAGGGAGACCCGUGAGGCCGCCAGUGUCUGUGCUGAGAGAAUCCGCGCAGUCUUCACUCAGGACACGCCCCCAGAGCCACGCAAGCACCGCAAGCUGGAACGGACAGAUGGGGGCGUGUCCACUUCUCCUAAAGAGCCUGACGCACUGUUCGUAAACCCUAUUAAUGAAACAGAGGAGGCCGUGGGGAGAGGAGGGAAGAUUGCUGAUGGAGAGCACUUGGUUGCUGUGGCAGCCCAGAGCAACACUGAAGCUGGUGGGAUUGGAGCUUAAUUUGGAGAAAGAAGGGGACCAUGUUUUACUAGAGAAUAAAUGGGCAUAUGAGAGUCAAAUGCGAAAUGCAAAAAAGACAAUUAUGUAAAAAAACACAACUUUUAUUAAAGUGAGUGACCAACUUGAAUUGGAAAGUGCUGGACAAAAUGCAUCAGUUGUAGUAGCAGAACAAAAUGAAUAUGCCAAAAAGACACAUUUUAGAUAAUCAUUAAUGCAAUUGCUGCUAGAUCAACAUUGCUGCACACUGUUGGACCGCACUGGCUGUGAAGCUUGGAUCUGGAGAUACUGUAAGCCAUGUAGACAAAUGUGGAGGCUCAUCCUAAAUAGGGUGAUUCUUCCUGGCCUCAGCAGUCGUUGGUGGCUCUAAUGACAGGGUGGCAGGCACACUAUAUGCUUCUGUAUAGAGGCAUCCGCAUCAAAAUGGCCACUUGUCCGUUAGGAGCCACUCUAAAUCACACUCAAUAACCUCACAUUGUGGUUUCCAUUCGGCCACUUUGGCAGGCAAUAUGGCCCACUUUGUGUUGAGCUGGUCUGCUUCUACUCCCAAAUGGAAUUACGCAUUUGAAACUGAACAGACUAACUUGUUCAGAGGCAGCGCCAUUCAUUUAUUCAUUAAGUUUCUGCUGCAGUUUUUAAUUUACCGUAUUUUAUCCUAUGCAGUAGCAUUAUUUGUUGUUAUCCCGUUUUAUUGCUGUAUGUUGUCAUUGUAGUUUACUUUGACUUGUACAUUACUUUGUAUUGUAUCUAAUCAUAUGCUGAUUUUUACACUUCAAUAUUACACUCAUUUUUUUUUUUUUUUUUUAAUCUGCAUCUGUAGUCAGUAGGGCAUGCUGAUUUUAACUAUGAAACAUUGCAUAGAGCCAUACCAUAUGCAUAGAAUACCUGUACUGCCAUUAAUGCAAAUUUAAGUUAACUGACGCACAAAAUGUUUUUAAUUCUUUUCAACAAGCAGUAUUCAAAAUGUGUUUCAUUCAUAGAUUUUUUUUUUAACCAUGUCUACGUUCAUAGAUUCUUCCUGUCAGGUGUAGGUAUUGUGUUAUAAAUCAACUGUCCUUUUGUGGGGUCAUUUACUUCUGUCAGGUCCGAAUAAAUAUAGCUUCGGACAAUAUUACUGUUGUGCCCUUGCCUGGUAACAGGGCUGAGGUUGCCAGGUCUGUGGAGAAGGAUGCUGUGUGAUGAAUAGGAUUUAGCAGAAUCUCCGAGUGCAGAGAAAUCCUUGCUGUGGUGAAGUGCCGGAUUUUCAGCAGCAAAGUCAUGCUACAGGAUUAGACCUUGCUCGUUUCUGUCAGCUCCCAGUACUUGGGGCAAUAUUUUUAGUCAUAGUGAUGGAAAGAACCAGGACUCAGGAGAAGUGAGAGUAAUAUACUGUUUUCAAGAAGCUAGGCCAGAAGUUUGCGUUUGGAUUGGCUAGCUGCUGUUGGUGCUCUUUUGCUGUAGUUGUUUUGGUCACUUGCAGUGUACUAGGAGUGUACAUGUCACUCGUCCCUUGGUGUUUGUGUGGUGCAUGUCGUCCGUUGUGACUGGGGUUGCACAAAACUGAGAUGACCGCAGACCCUGACCUGUGCUAUUAUUUGUGUAUCUUUUUACAGCUUUAAUAGCACUUAACAGACAAGCAGCUUUUCAUUUGUGGUCAGUGACCUCUGGAGGAUUGUGGCUUUAGUCUGUGGCAAAAGCUUUACCUCUCAAAAGCCCCCUAUUCUUUGUGGAAAUAUGUGUGCAAAAGUCAUCAUAACUUGACCUUUUGUUGGUCUUAUUAUCCUACACUAAGCCUUUGACUGCUGCUUUAAUAUACACUGUCAAGCUAUGGCUCAAAUCCUCUGAUAAGAUUGCUGGUAGAAUUUGCUUGUGCAAAAUGACAAAUUACCUCACUGACAGGUAGGCAAUAGGCAUAUUAAUUGUAUGCAUUUGUGUAAGCUGACUUUAACAUUUCCAUGGUCUGUUAUUCCCCCAGAGGGAUUCAACUCUGUGACUCAACAUUAUAACAAUGCACUUUAUUCACCAGCUAGUGUUGCUUUGUGGAGGUGUGUGUCAUCGUCAGACCUCCCAACACCUGUCAUGGCCGAAAUGGAAUGCACUGUACAAAAAUGUUCCAUUUAGAGUUUUUAAUAGCCUUAAAGCCAUAGCCUGGAACCAGCUGUUUUAUGUAACCUACAUUUCUUUUUUUGACAUUUUAUUUUAUUAUACACCACAAGUGCAAAAGAAUGUACCAGAUGUUGUAAAUAAUUAAAUGUCUUGUUUCUCAAAUUGCAGGUAAGCUUCAUUUUGCAUUUCAAGAAUGUUUCCAUAAAUUGUUGAAUUCAUUGCGGAUUUUUUCCCUAAAUAAAUAUAUUCUUGAAUCUCCAUAAAUAUG